GUCUAAUAAAACCGCAUGCAUCUCCUGCGCCAAAACACUGACACACACCACCACCACCAACAACAGAGAACUCCAACACCACCAACAACUGAGGACUUCGUAAACAUGUCUUUUCUUUCGGGAAUGCUUGGCAAUAAAGGAGCAGAUUCAUUUGUCGACCAUGCUGUGGACAAAGCAGCUUCUGCCGCAAAAAAAAAAGUGAAGGAAACAAUUACUGGUAAGAAGCAGCCAGCCGAUAAGACCGGAGGCAUGGGAGGGCUUUUCCCAAGUAGUGGAGAUAAUAAGCCAAAGGAGAAAUCAGGAGGGCUGUUUGGAGGCCUGGUUUCAACAGAAAAACCAGCAGAAAACCCUCCUGCAGCAGCCACAAGUGCAGGAGACAGCAAUCCAAAGAGUCAAACAGCAGACCCCGAAUUCAACGACGCACUGGAUGAACUUGCUAAUUUCUGAUUGAAUGAUGAUCUCCGGCUGAGGACAACAGAGCAGUCUCCACGUGUCAUGACCUUCAACACAAGAUGUUCAUUUGUUGCUCAUGUAAAUAUAGUUUUAUAAAUACGGAUGCCUCCUCAAUUUCUGAUACAACGUACUAUGCCUCGUUACAUUCAUAUUAGGUUGUUUGUUCAGAUAACUUAAGUUCAUUUUGCAUGUCUUGUUUUUAGAUAUUGUGUGAUUAAAGCUGAAUAAAAAGAAUUGAUCACUUAAAAA
Messenger RNA from Danio aesculapii, 702 nucleotides. RefSeq lists its product as uncharacterized. NCBI's taxonomy places the organism in Eukaryota, Metazoa, Chordata, Actinopteri, Cypriniformes, Danionidae. The record is from RefSeq and is a predicted model, not a curated record.